Molecule: messenger RNA, 1518 nt
Organism: Penicillium vulpinum
Lineage: Eukaryota; Fungi; Ascomycota; Eurotiomycetes; Eurotiales; Aspergillaceae
Product: cation:proton antiporter
Exons: 7
Coding region: 1-1518 (505 amino acids)
Biological process (GO): proton transmembrane transport
Cellular component (GO): membrane
Molecular function (GO): antiporter activity
Source: RefSeq, a predicted model, not a curated record
AUGGCCGGUGGCUUCCUCCCAUAUCACGAACCGGGAACUGUCGAGAUCCUCAUCAUUGUUUCUUUCUUCUUUUUCCUUUCCCUUGCAAAAUGGGUCUCCGCCAAGGUAAUUCAGGCCGGAAUUAUAGGCCAAAUCGCCGUCGGCAUCAUCUACGGUGUACCGUUGGCCAAUAUCCUUGAACAUAACUGGCAAGAGACAUUUCUCACCUUAGGAUAUGUCGGCCUGAUUCUGAUCAUUUUCGAAGGCGGUCUUGGCACUCGUGUCGAUCUUCUUAAACAGAAUUUCGUUUUGAGCAUGAUAGGCGCAGCAACUGGCGUCUUAUUUCCUAUCGGUCUUUCAUACCCUUUGCUCUAUCUUGGUUUUGGAUAUGGUGCGGUUGAGACCUUCAUCAUUGGCGCGUCGCUUUCCGCUACUUCACUGGGGACCACAUUUGCUGUGAUCAGCUCUGCAUCAGGUUCGGUCAAUCUCGCCGACACCCGAGUAGGCUCAAUUCUGGUGAGCGCUGCAGUCAUUGACGAUGUUGUCGGACUUGUUAUGUUAAGUGUCAUUGCCGACUUGGGCAAAAUUUCUGGGGGCGAUGUCAAUCUCGGCUGGCUUAUUGGGCGUCCCAUAGUGGCAUCGAUAGCUAUGGCUGUUGUAACGCCCAUCGUCACCAAAUGGGUCUUUGCACCUUUUUUCCGAACAUUCAUUGAAUACCACUUUGCGCAAUUCGACCAUAUCUCCAACAUCAUCCUUAUGACCCUUGUUCUUUCGGCAUUCAUUGCCAUCGCUGGAUUUGCUGGUACAUCAGUCCUGUUUGGUGCCUUUCUGGCAGGUGUAUUUAUCACAUACCUACCGAGCAAGCACCCCGAAGGACCAUUUGUUGUCAUGAGCCGCGAAGAAGGCGAGCGCGAAGCGGAUAAAAGUCCCACUUUUAUCCAUACCUUUGAGAAAUAUCUCUUAGGACCCCAACAGUAUUUGAUGGAGCCUUUAUUCUUCUCAAGUAUCGGAUUCGCCAUUCCAUUCGUGCAGCUGUGGACAGGGAAACGAAUUUGGAGAGGUGUGGUUUACACCCUCCUCAUGGCAUUCUCAAAGUGUGUGGUCGGAAUCUGGGUCCCCAUAUGGCAACUCUUUGGGGGAAGUAAAUCUCCCAACAAGGAGUCACAUGGACAGCAGAAAAGACAGGGACAACCAGAAAAUGAGGACAGCAACAUAAGCCUCGAAGAAAAAAGCAAGCAAGAGAAGGGGAAACGGUGGAACGGGGCCUGGCUCGCUGCAGUACUUUUAGGAUCUGCGAUGGUAGCACGCGGUGAGAUUGGGCUUUUGAUCAUCGAAAUUGGACACAACGAAACUCCGUACGUUAGUGAUGACGGUUUCAUCACUGGCGUUUGGGCCAUUCUUUUAAACACCAUCAUUGGCCCAGUUACCGUUGGUCUACUGGUUCGAUUCCAUGCGAAGAAGAUUGAAGAGGGGGAAUGGGGAGUACAGGAGGGUUCUAUGCCUGUCUCGAACGAGGCUAAUGGACAUGGAGGGGUAUAG